AUGGUAGGACCACCACCUGGCUCGUCUGAUAUUGUUCGUCUUUGGAUUUAUUGUAUUAGUGGAGUUGCCACCGUUAUAUUUCUAAUGAUUAUGGUUUGUUACUAUGCAUUUCAUCAAGAAUGGUCGGAUAGAGCAGCAAGAAGACAAGCAACAGAAAAUCAACGUUCCCGACUUCUACAAUGGAAAGAACAAGUCAACUCUUUUCCCAACUUAUCUCAUCGACCUGCAAGCGACAUUCUAGCUGAGUUGAACAUUGGUCAACAUAAACCUUAA
Molecule: messenger RNA, 273 nt
Organism: Adineta steineri
Lineage: Eukaryota; Metazoa; Rotifera; Eurotatoria; Adinetida; Adinetidae
Source: the annotation of a GenBank genome assembly